Molecule: messenger RNA, 817 nt
Organism: Ipomoea nil (Japanese morning glory)
Lineage: Eukaryota; Viridiplantae; Streptophyta; Magnoliopsida; Solanales; Convolvulaceae
Product: pathogenesis-related protein 1A-like
Exons: 1
Coding region: 77-580 (167 amino acids)
Cellular component (GO): extracellular region
Source: RefSeq, a predicted model, not a curated record
GAAGCCAUACUUCAUCCCUUCAUCUCUUUUAUAUCAGUAAUUUCAUUAUUCAGAGAAGGAAAAAGUAAAAACAAAAAUGGGGUUUUUGAAAAGUCCAGUUUUCAUUGCAUGCAUGCUUGUGUUUUCGAUGGCUCUGUGCUGUAACGCUCAAAACUCACGACAAGACUUCCUGGACGCCCACAACGCCGCACGCGCCGCCGUGGGCGUGGGGCCCAUGACGUGGGACACCACGGUGGAAGCGUACGCUCAGAACUACGCCAACAGGAGAGCCGCCGACUGCAGCCUAACCCACUCCGGAAGCUUCAGGUUCGGCUACGGCGAAAACAUAGCCGCCGGUGGCGGCCCCUUGACGGCGAAGUCGGCGGUGGCCAUGUGGGAUGCCGAGAAGAGGUACUAUCACCACGCCAGCAAUUCUUGCAGCGCGCCGGCGGGGCAGUCGUGCGGGCACUACACGCAGGUGGUUUGGAGGAAGUCGGUGAAGCUGGGAUGCGCUAGGGUUAAGUGCGCCAACGGUGCCGGACACUUUGUUACCUGCAACUAUUCUCCUCCGGGUAAUUUUAAUAACGAGAUCCCAUACUGAUCCAACUUAUUUGUAACCCUGUGUGUGUGAAAUCUGGGAAUUUCUUGAAAUAAGUAGUCAUACAUGCAUGCAUGUAUACAUCAUAUCCAUGCAUGCAUGCUAUACAUUAAUAAAUCAUGGUAUAUAUAUAUCAUGUGUUUGAAUGUAACGAAUCUACAUACUGUUUCUGCAGCUUAUGUAUGCAUCCAUGCAUGUUAAUUUUUAUGUAUAAAUAAAAAGUAUAAAUCUUGUCUGAUA